This is a messenger RNA of Acanthosepion pharaonis, 2268 nucleotides long. NCBI's taxonomy places the organism in Eukaryota, Metazoa, Mollusca, Cephalopoda, Sepiida, Sepiidae. The record is from the annotation of a GenBank genome assembly.
AUGGAUCCUUACACCUCUCGGCUGUCAGUCCGUUACUUAACCGCUGAGCCAAACCCAUUUGGUACUGUUGUUAUACCACCAGAUUGCAAAAUGUCUUCACAGGACACUUCUCCUAAUUCUCAGGAGACCUUUAACUUCUUAUGGGAGUCUCUCGAACAAGUUACAGCUAAUGAAUAUACACAGAUUCAUGAAAGAGGAGUUGGCUAUGAAUAUCAUGAAGCAGAACCAGAUCAAACCACUUUGGAGAUUAAUUCUUACAGAAUUGGACAACCUGAUCCUUAUGUAAGAUCAGAAAGCUAUGAUUUAUUGAAUCCAAUUAUUAGCCAAAUUCCAGCUCCUUUGGCAAUUGCUGACAACCAGAAUAAUUCCCUUGUUAACCACUGUCCAUAUGAAGAAAUGCCUGUAUCAUCGACUCCAUAUUCACCUCAUGACCAUGUACAAUCUCCACAGCCAUCUGUGCCUUCAAAUAUCAAGUAUCCUGGAGAAUAUCAGUUUGAAAUUUCAUUCGCUCAACCUUCAAAAGAAACCAAAUCUACAACCUGGACUUAUUCUGAGAAACUAGACAAAUUGUAUGUAAGGAUGGCUACUACAUGUCCAGUUCGGUUCAAGACAGCACGACCACCUCCCUCUGGUUGUCAGAUUCGAGCAAUGCCAAUAUAUAUGAAACCAGAACAUGUCCAAGAAGUGGUUAAAAGAUGUCCUAAUCAUGCUACAGCGAAAGAACAUAAUGAAAAACAUCCAGCUCCUCUUCAUAUUGUUCGUUGUGAACACAAACUGGCAAAAUAUCACGAAGAUAAAUAUAAUGGGAGACAAAGUGUUCUGAUUCCACAUGAAAUGCCACAAGCUGGUUCUGAAUGGGUUGUAAAUUUAUACCAGUUCAUGUGUCUCGGUUCUUGUGUUGGUGGCCCCAACCGGCGGCCUAUACAAUUAGUAUUUACCUUAGAAAAAGACAACCAGGUUCUGGGCCGAAGAGCUGUUGAAGUGCGGAUAUGUGCCUGCCCUGGACGAGACAGAAAAGCAGAUGAAAAGGCUAGUUUGGUUUCAAAGCCUCCAAGUCCAAAGAAAAAUGGUUAUCCACAAAGAUCUCUCGUUGUUACAAACGACAUUACAAAAAUUACACCUAAAAAGAGAAAGAUUGAUGAUGAAUGCUUCACAUUAAAAGUUAGAGGUAGGGAAAAUUAUGAAAUUCUUUGUAAAUUAAGAGAUACAAUGGAAUUAGCGGCAAGGAUUCCAGAGGCUGAGCGCUUAUUAUACAAACAAGAAAGACAGUGGCUGUCUGACAACUACAACAUACCAGACACUAGCACAGGUGCAGAGACCUUGCGGAACGGCUCUCUGGCAAAUAUGUCGGAGCAAAUAUUUACGCUAAAGAAUAGUGUGAGAGCUUUGCCUGGUCGUUUGACUUCAAUUCCUAGUAGCAGUUCAAAUAAUUCUCAAGAUGGCAGCCGCUCCUCUACCACUUUCUCAACAUCAGAAAAUAGUCAAGUGAACAGUUCUCAAAAUAACAGCCAAAUAGUCAAUGGACAGCAAGUACCACAUGAUGAAGAAACUCCUGUCACUAAAUGUGAACCUACAGAAAACACCAUUGCUCAGUGGCUUACAAAAUUAGGUCUGCAAGCAUACAUUGACAAUUUUCAACAGAAAGGACUUCAUAAUAUGUUCCAGUUGGAUGAAUUCACACUCGAGGAUCUCCAAAGUAUGCGGAUAGGAACUGGUCAUCGCAACAAAAUUUGGAAGUCUCUAUUGGAUUACCGGCAAUUGCUUAGUUCUGGCACAGAAUCCCAAGCUCUCCAGCAUGCUGCUAGCAAUGCAUCAACAUUGAGUGUUCUAUUGCCAGUCACCCCCUCAUUCGGUUUCUGUUGCCUACCACCCCUUCAUUCAGGUUUCAUUGACAAGUAUCCCGCUCAUUCAGGUUCUAUUGCCAGUCACUCUCUCAUUCGGUUUCUGUUGCCUACCACCCCCUCAUUCAGGUUCUAUUGCCAGUCACUCUCUCAUUCGGUUUCUGUUGCCUACCACCCCCUCAUUCAGGUUUUAUUGACAAGUAUCCCGCUCAUUCAGGUUCUAUUGCCAGUCACUCCCUCAUUCGGUUUCUGUUGCCUACCACCCCCUCAUUCAGGUUUUAUUGACAAGUACCCCGCUCAUUCAGGUUCUAUUGCCAGUCACUCCCUCAUUCGGGUUCUAUUGCCAGUCACUCCCUCAUUUGGGUUCUAUUACCAGGCACUCCCUCAUUCGUUUCUGUUGCCAAUUACCCCCUCAUUCAAAUUCUAA